AAGCAAGUGAAAAUCCAAAAUGGCGGACAGCGCGAAUGUUGCCACAAAAGUAAUUGAAGAAGUUGAGAGAGAAGAAGUGACUGAAACAUCAGAAGAACCUUUAGAGAAUGUUGAAUAUGAAGUUGAAGAGAUACUCGAUCAUGGAACUGAAAAGGGGAAGGAUUUGUACUUCGUAAAAUGGAAAGGCUAUCCGCCGGAGGAUAACACUUGGGAACCGAAAUCUAAUUUAAACAACUGCACCAAACUUCUAAAAAGGUAUCACAAGAGGCUGAGAGAAAAGAAAUCCAAUGGCGCUGAUAUUACCAAAAAGCGCCACCUUUCCAAUGAAAAUCUCAAGGAGAGUAAAAAGAAAAAAAUGAAAGUGACUCGCAGCUUGUCUGAUCCAAGUUUGACUGAUGAAGAGCGGAGAAGUUUACAUAAAAAGCUACUGAGACGGUGGGAGAAUGAAUUAAAUAAUAAAUGCUCUGACCCAGCAUCAGUUAAAGUUAUUAAUAGGGUGGAUUUAGAAGGACCUCCUCAAAACUUUAUGUACAUUAAUGAAUAUAUUCCGGGACCUGGAAUUCUUAUUCCAAAUGAUCCGCUCAUAGGCUGUGAAUGCACAAAUUGUUUUGAAAACUCUGAGAGCUGUUGUCCUACUCUCCCUGGAGCUAAGUUUGCCUAUAAUAGGUAUGGUCGUAUCAGGGUUCCUCCUGGCAAGCCAGUGUUUGAGUGCAACAGGAGAUGUAAAUGUGGUCCGAAAUGUCCAAAUAGAGUUGUCCAAGCUGGAAGGAAAUGUCGAGUUUGUAUAUUCAAGACUGCCAACGGUUGUGGAUGGGGAGUGAAAACUCUGGAUGAUAUCAAGAGGAAUUCAUUUGUUAUGGAGUAUGUAGGAGAGGUCAUUAGCAAUGAAGAAGCUGAAAGAAGAGGUAAAAUAUACGAUUCCAACGGUAGAACAUAUCUUUUUGAUCUUGACUACGAUAGCAACCAAGAUUGUGCCUUUGUUGUUGAUGCUGGUUUCUAUGGAAAUGUUUCUCAUUUUGUCAACCAUUCAUGUGAUCCAAAUAUGGUAGUUUAUGGAGUUUGGAUU
Messenger RNA from Saccoglossus kowalevskii, 1066 nucleotides. Its product is annotated as histone-lysine N-methyltransferase SUV39H2-like. The record is from RefSeq and is a predicted model, not a curated record. Gene Ontology annotation, cellular component: nucleus. Gene Ontology annotation, molecular function: histone H3K9 methyltransferase activity; zinc ion binding; protein binding. Lineage: Eukaryota; Metazoa; Hemichordata; Enteropneusta; Harrimaniidae.